AUGCUAAAUCGUGGUGGAAUUCCAGCAAUCGUUUUCUUAGUUUUAUACGCGGUGCUCUUUUCCUGGGUCACUGUACUCCUAGUCACCAAGCGAGUGUCGUGGAAAUCUCGCUACACUAGCAUCUUUAUUCAUACACUUUUGAGACUGGCCGCCCAGAUUUGUGGAAUUGGGUAUGCAGUGGCCGGCGUGGAGCACUACAAGUGGCUCAUUGCGUAUUUUGUGUUUGGAGCGGAGGGCUACUUCAGUCUUGUAUGGUGCGUAUUCCGGUUUUUGAUUGCUUUUCAAAAUGACUUACUGGGCGAAUCUUGGAUAGAGCCCAAACGCAAGGGGAAAACGCUUCGCGAAUUUUACAGGGUUUCCGCUGCAUAUCCUAUUUUGUAUUUCCAUUACAGUCUGGCUGCUGCCAAUGCUCUGAUCAUUGUGGGCUCCGUGCAGGGAGUCAACUCGCACUCCACAGAUCAGGCCUCCAAACAAAUUAACAGUGGACGUAUCUUGCGAGACGUUGGAACCGCGCUUUUCAUCGCUUGGGUUGUGGUUUUUGCCGUCUUCUGUGCCCGCACGUAUCCGUUGGUUCAAAACCGCAACCAGAUGCAUUUUUUGCACAUCCUGAGCUUCACGGUAUUACCACUUUUGAUUCGAGGCAUCUACGGGAUACUGGCAUCGGAAAUCAACCAGUGGAACUACGGUUUGCCGCAGAGCUACGACGACCAGGGUUUGAAACCGGGUCCGCUUACUGCGGAGUACGUUUUGGGCACGUCUAUGGAAUGGACUACCUGUCUACUGCUGUUGUGCACGGGUCUUUUGUCGUGGUCCAACGACGAGCAUGUGCAUAAUACGGGCGAUUCUGAGGACGGGAGAUUGAAGCUAGAGAGAGUAGACAGGGUCUAG
Messenger RNA from Lachancea lanzarotensis, 888 nucleotides. Its product is annotated as LALA0S01e19130g1_1. The transcript has a single exon. The coding region runs from base 1 to 888 and encodes 295 amino acids. The record is from RefSeq and is a predicted model, not a curated record. NCBI's taxonomy places the organism in Eukaryota, Fungi, Ascomycota, Saccharomycetes, Saccharomycetales, Saccharomycetaceae.